AUGAAACGUGAAAAAAUGGCAAGGGAAACAAUUGAUGAACGCGCAGCGCGUCUUGCCAGUAACCGACAAAUAGAAAAUCAUGACAGUUUCGUUAGCAAAAUCCGACAACAUCCAUUCGAUAUUAAAAAUUUAAUAGGGUUUAAUGAAGAUGCAUUUAAAAAUUUUUGA
Molecule: messenger RNA, 168 nt
Organism: Diversispora eburnea
Lineage: Eukaryota; Fungi; Glomeromycota; Glomeromycetes; Diversisporales; Diversisporaceae
Source: the annotation of a GenBank genome assembly